Geodia barretti is the source of this 519-nucleotide messenger RNA. NCBI's taxonomy places the organism in Eukaryota, Metazoa, Porifera, Demospongiae, Tetractinellida, Geodiidae. The record is from the annotation of a GenBank genome assembly.
AUGCGCCUUGACCCUCAAAUCAUAACUGUUAUGGAAGCCGUUGCCGCUCUGGGGUUGCCCCCCAACAAUGAAGUUUCCCCCGAACAGGCCCGGAUCAACGGCAAGCUGCGGCCCCGCGCGCCUGGCCCCGAAGUCGGCAAGGUUGAAGACUGCACCAUUCCGGGCCCCGACGGCGAAGUACCGGUUCGCAUCUACACCCCGGCAGGUUCCGGCCCCUUCCCCGGCUUGGCCUGGUUCCACGGCGGUGGCUGGGUCGUUGGCGACCUUGAUACGGCCGAUGGCUCCUCCCGCCACCUGUGCGUCGGGGCCAACUGCGUGGUGGUUUCCGUUGAUUACCGUUUGGCGCCUGAGACCAAGUUCCCUGGCCCCGCCGAGGACUGCUAUGCGGCCACGCAGUGGUUGGCCAAUAACGCGGCUUCUAUCAACGUAGACCCGACCCGCAUCGCCACCGGCGGAGACAGCGCUGGUGGAAACCUGUCCGCAGCAGUGUCCCUCAUGUCUCGCGACGGUGUGUGCUGA